CAUGGAGACAAGGUCAUCCAGUGCCAAGACAGUUUCAGCCGGCAAGGAAGCAUCAGGCUCCUCAAAAGAUGACAAGAUGUUCAAGCAUCCCGGGGAACCUUUGGCGACCAAGGAGACACCUAUGCAGGAGACACCUGUACAAGACACACCAGUGCAAGAAAUACCUGUGCAGGAGAAUCCCACCUCUCAGACAAGUUACUCUGAGCCAGCUGAAGCAGUGCCUGUAUCAGAAAGCAGACCAGAAGCUCCCCCCAACUCUGGCUCCACCAUGCCCACCAGAGAGAUGCUGAACCAGAGUGCCCAGAAGCUGGUGGAUGACGUCAACAGCAAGAGGAAGAGAGAUGCAGCUCUUAUGGCAGACUUUAAGAAGGCCCUGGAGAUACAGGUAGCCAACUCCUGCAGUGUCCUGGAGAGUUCCAUGUACAAGACUUACGAGACCACAGGAGAACUGAUGCAGGAGAAGUUACAGGAACUUUUCGCCGUGCUGGAUCGCGUGGCCAGACUCGAGGCAGAGCUGAAACAGUUCCACCAGGCACUGGGCAUGCUGUACACCGACGUACAGGUCCCUCACAAACAGUGAACACUCAGGGGAGUUUGUACUUAUCUAGGUUUGUUCGUUUUGUUUCUUUGAGGCUUUGUUUUUCAUGAAAUACCAGACUCAAAUUAGCCUGCUGAGUCUAUAUACAUUCUUAUGGCCUUACACAUCUGUAGGUUCUACAUGAAACGUGACACUAUGAUCCACUUGUGUCUGACAUGCAUUGGCAUACAUCUAUUCAUCCUUAAGCCUUGUGGACUUGUUUUUGUUUGCUUUUGAAAUCAUCCAUCCAUUCAUUCACUAAUUCACCUUAUUGUACUGGUAGCUCUUAAACGCAUUUCUAGGUAGGAUCUUCAUCUAGAGAAUCUCUCAAGUCAUUAUGCCAGGGGGUUGAGCAUGUGAGGUGUGCUUUGUGUUGUUUCAACCAUUUUGGUUUUUCAGGAUUUCCAGUAAGUUAUAUUGAUUGUAGUGUGAAUACUUGAAAUGAAGAGUAUUGUAUGUUUGUUGAUGGUGCCUUUCACCCUUGUGUUAAAAUGAUAGAAAAUGUGCAUGUUCUAAAUUGCUU
Messenger RNA from Branchiostoma belcheri (Belcher's lancelet), 1100 nucleotides. Its product is annotated as synaptonemal complex central element protein 2-like. The record is from RefSeq and is a predicted model, not a curated record. The coding region runs from base 2 to 580 and encodes 192 amino acids. NCBI's taxonomy places the organism in Eukaryota, Metazoa, Chordata, Leptocardii, Amphioxiformes, Branchiostomatidae. The transcript is spliced from 3 exons. Gene Ontology annotation, cellular component: central element. Gene Ontology annotation, biological process: synaptonemal complex assembly.